Messenger RNA from Ustilago hordei, 846 nucleotides. RefSeq lists its product as uncharacterized. The record is from RefSeq and is a predicted model, not a curated record. The coding region runs from base 1 to 846 and encodes 281 amino acids. The transcript has a single exon. NCBI's taxonomy places the organism in Eukaryota, Fungi, Basidiomycota, Ustilaginomycetes, Ustilaginales, Ustilaginaceae.
AUGAGACUCAACAGCCAUCGAACCUCUGGCAAGGCUAGCAUCUCAAUGCUACUUACCUUGCUCCUCAUCAGCUCCCUCACCAUCCUCACUUCAGCUCGACCGAUCUCAGACAGCCAGACGUUACUUCAAAAGCGCUCGCCUGAACCUACACCCCUCCCUCGAGUCCCCUCUCUCAACCCACGCUCAACACCAGAUGAGAUCUACGAGUUCUACUCACCCCGUCACCUCUUCCAGAGUGACCACCCGACCCCGGUCAAGCGGCAAGACCAGCCCUCUGUCCCACUCUCCUCCCUUGGCCCGCCUUCCUUCCCCUCCGACAUCCCCUCCUGCCCUAAGUGCGAAGAACGCUACCCCUCCCUCUCCUCAUGCAUGGGAGCAUCGGCAAUCUUUGCAAAUGCUUCGAACCUCUUCAACAAUCCCAUAGGAUACAUCAACGUCAUCAAGUGCGCCUGCACUGACACCUUCCAAGCUGUCUACCCUCAGUGUUUGGAUUGUUUCCAACACACGGAUCAAUGCUACUACCUCGGUACUGACCCGGAAGGCACGGGUGCGAACAAUGUUAUCACAAAUCUCAGAAACAUCUGUGGUUUAGGUAGUGCGCUCUUGGGCGGCGUAGCAGCUGCAAAUAACGAUGUAGGGACGGUUGUGCCGAGUCAACCGGGAGCUUAUACAGAUGUUUCGACGACGGGAGCGGGGUACAAGGAUGCAAGUACGGGGGCUAUUUUCCAGAGUUCUGCAGGGAGGAAUGCCCUUGAUGAUGCGGUGAGGGGAUGGAAGGUUGCUGCUAUGGUGUUGGCGGCAACGGGGCUGGCGAUGGUUUUUGGUGUGGCUAGGAUCGUGUACUAA